Aspergillus affinis is the source of this 492-nucleotide messenger RNA. Its product is annotated as RBM8 family RNA-binding protein. The record is from RefSeq and is a predicted model, not a curated record. Gene Ontology annotation, molecular function: mRNA binding. The transcript has 2 exons. Gene Ontology annotation, biological process: RNA splicing. Bases 1 to 492 code for a protein of 163 amino acids. NCBI's taxonomy places the organism in Eukaryota, Fungi, Ascomycota, Eurotiomycetes, Eurotiales, Aspergillaceae. Gene Ontology annotation, cellular component: exon-exon junction complex; cytoplasm; nucleus.
AUGUCUGCCGAACCCGAAAUGGAAGUCGACGUCCCCGUCUCGCAAGACGACGACGCCCCCGCGCAAUCUGGAGGUUUUGAACCACGAACACACGCCGAAGCCGUCGCUGUGCGCAGUAUCGAGGGAUGGAUUGUGAUCGCCACCAACAUCCACGAGGAGGCAUCCGAGGAAGACGUGACGGAUCUGUUUGCUGAAUAUGGCGAAAUCAAAAACUUCAAUUUGAACCUUGAUCGCCGGACGGGUUAUGUCAAGGGAUACGCAUUGAUCGAAUACUCGACUCUUCCCGAGGCAUCGGAAGCCAUCAAAAACCUCAACGGAUCCAAAUUGCUCGAUCAAACAAUCCAGGUUGACUACGCUUUUGUCCGACCGCCUCCCGCCAACAAAGGCAAAUCCGGCGGACAGCGAGGGGGACGUGGAGGUGGUGGUGGUCGAGGCCGCAGCAGGAGCCGCGAGAGAAGCCGCAGCCCCGGAGCUGACAAUGAGAGGGAAUAG